This is a messenger RNA of Saccoglossus kowalevskii, 1867 nucleotides long. Its product is annotated as SPRY domain-containing SOCS box protein 3-like. Lineage: Eukaryota; Metazoa; Hemichordata; Enteropneusta; Harrimaniidae. Gene Ontology annotation, biological process: proteasome-mediated ubiquitin-dependent protein catabolic process. Gene Ontology annotation, molecular function: protein binding. The record is from RefSeq and is a predicted model, not a curated record. Gene Ontology annotation, cellular component: SCF ubiquitin ligase complex.
CGUGCCAGCCACACGCCACGAUAAGACGUGUGUAAACAAUAACAACAAAUGGGGAACGAUUGAAUGACAAAAGAUCGCCCGGAAACACUCCCCCUAUAAAGUAGAAGCACCUUGCGCAGUUAGAACACAGAAUCACCAACUUUGACGGAUUGCACAUAGCAGUGGGAAGCCAAGGAACGAGAUCACACUCCGAUGAACAAGGAGCGAAGACUAGAUUGCCUCUCUUCGCUGCUAGAUCGUCGACGCUGAUCCGGGCCAGCAGCUUUAAAGGGAAAAGCAUGCCGUAUAAUCUACCUGAUAGUUGCAGCGACAACUGGUGCUGGAACAAACGGGACAAGUCACACGAAGUAAAAGUGUUUGGGAAGCGAAAUCAAAGUGUUCUUUUCCAUCCAAACUGGUCGAAUGGCACUGCGGCAGUACGAGGGAAUGACGCGCUGAAUAACGGCAGACAUUACUGGGAAAUCGACGUGUCGCAGAGGAUAUUUGGCACGAGUAUGAUGUUCGGUGUGGGUACGAAAAGAGCUCGCCUUCAUGUUGAUGCAUUUGUUAAUUUGUUGGGAGAGAACGAAGAAAGCUGGGGACUAUCGCACAAAGGACUUCUAUGGAACAGAGGUGAGAGCAAAAUUUACACAAAACCUUUCCGGGAAAAUGAACCUACAACGAUCGGCAUUUUGUUUGACGGAGUCCAGGGAACUUUAAGCUACUUCAAAGACGGGGAAACAUUGGGCGUUGCAUUUGAAGGUUUUAAAAAGAUAAAAGAAGACAUCUUUCCUAUCAUUUCAUCAACGGCAGCGAAAACCGAAAUGACUUUGAUCAGAUCGCGCCGCAGUUAUACAUCACUACAGGACCGAUGCCGAGCAGUCAUCAUUGCACAUGUUAAAGACGAGAAAUUGUUAGAAAAACUUUACUUGCCAAAUCGACUUAUAGAAUUUAUAAGAGAAGCGACGAGCUAGGAGCAGUAUUUGGAGAUUUUACAUCAGUGUGUUCAGCGCGACGAAAAGCAAAAUGGCCGCGACUCAUACCUAUUUAUACACCUUGGGUAGAACAAUGAAUACGUUUAUUAUAAAUAUAUAUAUAUGAUAUAGGUAGUAAAUAGAUCAGUAGAAUAGAAUAGAAUUGUUGAUAUUUAACUCUGCGAUUUUCAAGUUUACUUGAAGUUAAAAUCCCAGACGGGCCCACUACUGUGCAAUAUAUCAGGAAACUAUUAAGUUGACUGAUACUAAUAUUUUUGAUUUUAGUGAUAACAGCUUUUUUGAAUAACCUUACGUGCCCCACACGUUGCAAUAUACCUUUUUAUUACAUAAGCUUCCGAUUUAGUGAUUUUCUUUUGAUUUCCAUAUUUUAGUAAUACAUUUAAUUAUUCUUUUGUAAUAUUUUUAUAGCUUUUAUCCUUUGUAGAAACGUUUUAGCAAUUUUUCCUAUUGUGCGUUUUUCCACGGUCGCCAUUUUGAAUAAUUUUCCAUUUGCUUUUAAAAUCAUGUACAAUUUGAAAGAUUUUUUUCCAACUAAUGCUAACAUAUGCUGCCAAAAAUACCGUUUAAUUUUACAGAACUGAGUCAAUUUUAAAGCAAUAACUUGGUUCACAAUUUAGCCAAACACGAUUAUUUAAUGGGAGCUGAACAGAGAGCUCAGUGUCGCCAUGAUUGUUCGGCUAAUAAUCUAUUCAUGUUGUUAUGGCAACGACCACCAGCCUUUUAACAGUAAUCACGCAUUUGCUGAAGUUAAUACAUAUUACUUUUUCGUAUUUAUUUAUUUAUACCACGAUAAAUUUAGUUAUUUAUUUAUUUAUUUCGCUAUCCGUGACAUGUCAAUGUUUUUUUUUUUCUCACAAAAGAGCGAAUUAAAAAAAAACAAGGUGUGAAAUAUU